Molecule: messenger RNA, 576 nt
Organism: Desarmillaria tabescens
Lineage: Eukaryota; Fungi; Basidiomycota; Agaricomycetes; Agaricales; Physalacriaceae
Exons: 10
Coding region: 1-576 (191 amino acids)
Source: RefSeq, a predicted model, not a curated record
AUGUCUUGGUGGUUACUAUGGAGCAUCAUAAAUUCUACUAUCUCAGUUGCUGCACAGGACCUCAUGCUCUUUACAUCCUGGAAAAACCCUAACAUCAUGUUGUCUAAGGAUGGCCGCAUUAGCAUUCCAAGUGCUGCUCUUGAAAAGGUGGUAUCCUUAGAUUCCACACACGCAACAUCUAGCAGGCUUUACACACAGAUAGCUGAAUUUGAUACACUGACAAACCAAACCAAGUACAAGGAAACAUUAAAACAAGGUUUUAUGCUGGCAAAGUUGGAUAAUUCUGAAUUUUUGAACACGAUGUCACUAAACUAUGGGCUGAAUUAUGGAUAUGCUGCAGCUUGGGAUUACAUCACUUAUCAAGACCCAGACUUCCUCAAUUUUUCUGCAAGGAAACUCCUUCCUAACAGCUGGAGUGCAACUGCAUUCAAAUCACAAUAUUCUGCAAGGCAUUACAUGAUAUCUAAGGAACAAGCUGCAUCAGGAACCACAGAUGUUAAGCAAUUCAAUCUCAGUACCUCAUGUCCAGGCACAACUUCUUUAGUGGGUGGCACCUAUUGGAAACUAGAGCACUGA